Phlebotomus papatasi is the source of this 3054-nucleotide messenger RNA. RefSeq names its product endothelin-converting enzyme 1. Gene Ontology annotation, molecular function: metalloendopeptidase activity. The record is from RefSeq and is a predicted model, not a curated record. Gene Ontology annotation, biological process: protein processing. Lineage: Eukaryota; Metazoa; Arthropoda; Insecta; Diptera; Psychodidae. Gene Ontology annotation, cellular component: plasma membrane. Bases 452 to 2671 code for a protein of 739 amino acids. The transcript has 10 exons.
AAUUGUAAGUUUUCUUUGAGGAAAACAUCAUACCACGCGUAAAUGUCAUUUUUCCGUGGUUUUUCCGUCUAUCCAGUUUAUGUUUGGUGUAUUGUCGGAGUUAAAUGUCUCUUUACUUCCGCGAUUUAUUAAAUAUUCACCCAUUGUCUCGCUGUUGAGUGUAUUUGAGUUUUGUGCUGUGAUAAAAAAGAGUCAAUGGACUGUGUUAUGUGAUUGAGUGGGCGUUAAAGGAGGUGGAAUCCGAAAAGGAAGAUAGAAAGAGGAAAAAAUCCAAUGUCAAUUUUACAUAACAACACUUGAGAGCUUUUCAUUUCUGCCCACAAGCAAAGAAGAGCAAUUUGUUUUCCGUACGAAGACGCUGCUAGAGCCACAAAGUCCGGAGACUAUGAGUCUUUGAAUUCCAUCCGCCAGACAACUCUCCAGUCGCUUGUCCACCUUGGGAGACACCCAAAUGACAGCUGAAUCUGCAUCUCGUAGGCCUAGCAAGGAAGAUGGUUCCGAGGGCGGAGGCCCCAAAAGUGACGAAGGGGGCCCCCAAGCGGCCUCCAAGAGGAUGCUGGGAAAAUUGAUGCACAGCAAAAGCGAUGAAAAUGAAAUUCAGGUUCUGGAGAGACUCGAUCAUGGAAUUAAUGAAACCGCCCAAGAUAAUAAACAGGCCGCAUCUGCCGUAGGAUGGGUCUGUUGCGCACCCUGCAUUUGGCUUCGCACUUCAACCACCGUACACAAAAUUGCCCUAACGGCCGCCACCCUCCUCGUGACCUCUCUGCUCGUCGUCUCGCCCAUUCUCUUCCUCAUCAGCACAGCCCCAUCUCAGGCGCCAAGGGACUGCCUCACCCACAAAAUUGAGGAUUGCUUCGCGACGCCGCAGCCGCCGCCUGAGUGUACCGAUGAGGAUUGCAGAGUGGCGGCAAUGACCAUCUACGCCCGAAUGAAUGGGAAGCUCGAUCCAUGCAAAGACUUUAAAUCCUACAGUUGCAGUCCCAUCAUCAACAACAGCAUGUCCGUGGUCAAGAGUUCACAAGAGGGCGUUGACCUUCAGAUGCAAAAUCUACUGGAGACCAACACGAGUUCGGGUGUUUUUCGCAAAUUAGGGCGUUUGUACGAAAGUUGCCUCCGUCAGAGCCUCAAUUCCUCGAGCAUUCGCCUCCUGCUGGAGAGUCUCGGUGGAUACCUGCCAAAUGGUAGUUUGGGGCCAUCCAGCAUUGCGCCACUCAUGUCAAAAAUUGCCGCCCUCGGCCCCACACCGCUUAUUGGCAUCUACUUUGAUUUGAGUUACGGCCGUAAGCCACAAAUUAUGUUAAUUAUUGAUGGACCAACGACGUCAGCACCGGUUUUGGAGAAUACAAUACGAUGGAUGGGACCAAAAGCACCGCCUUACAAAAUUCGAAACGAUGUACCGGAACUCCUGGACGAUCUCAUGAAUGUCUUUCUGCCGUCCAGUCUGAGUAAGGAGCAACGACAAUCUGAGAUGGAUUUGAUUCGUAACUUUGUGUCUGAAUUGAAUAGGCUUCGACAGCAUCAUCUUGAUCGGGACUUUUCAAACAGUUACGUAGUUUACAAUGUUACAACACUGUCAACGACUUAUUCAUACCUAAAGUGGAACGAUGUAAUUCCACAAAAUUGGUCAGGACCUAUUGUGGUCCGUAGUUUGGACUACUUCAAUCGCCUCCAUACACUUCUGACUUCCUCAGCCCAUCAGACCCGAGUUAUACACAACUCCCUGCUCCUUCUCUUUGCACUUGGUGCGCUUCCGCCCGCCCACCCAUCACCUAUGGUGUGUACAAAAGCCACAAUGUGGGCUCUGCCCCAAGCUUCAUCGGCAUUGUACAUGACCCAGCAUUCAAUGGACACCGUCCGACAGUCAAUUAAUCGAGUGGAAAUGCUCUUUGAGACACUAAAAGCCCACCUUAAGAGAGCACCUUCCCUCAGAGGAGCAGCUCUAGUCAAACUGUCAUCAUUGAAGAUUCAAGCCAAUCCCUGGCCCAUGUGGUACAAUCACACACGAAUGGCUCAGAUGCUGGAAAAGGUGGAAGUCAGCUCGGACAACUGGUUUGAGAACAUCCUUAAACUCUAUAAGCUUCAACUGCAACAACUUCCCAAUUUCAACAUGACCAUGGAUUCGCAUGUUGCUUGGGCGUAUCCUAUACUUGCUCAGUCAUUCUACGAUACACUAAGUCACUCAAUUGUUGUACCAUUGUCUGUGGUGCUGGUGCCAUACUUCAAACCAAAACUACCACCGUAUCUGCACUAUGCGUCGGUGGGUGUUCAAAUAGCAAAAGAGAUUCUGCGCUCGAUUACACGAGCAUUCGAGGAUAAAGCCCUAAAAUGUGUCCCGGGCAGUGUGAAUAUAUUUUCCAAUUCGAGCCGCAUGGACAUCCUUAUACAUUCGGGCGGCAUGCAAAUAGCCUAUCAUUCCCUCCUGUCACUCACAGGCCCCAUUAAGGGUAUGGAGCGCCUGGGUGGUCUGAAUUUAUCCCCAACGCAAAUUUUCUAUCUCGUCUCCGCCCAGGAAUUGUGUGCUGAUUCUCUCUACACUGGCAUCGACACGGACUCGGACGAUUUUACGGAUAUACUAGGAUGGCUCAUAGCUCAGGGUGGCAGUGCCAAUGAAGUAUUCCAUUGUCCACAUGGUAGUGUCAUCAACACCAAGAAAACCUGCAACAUUCUGUGAAUUUUCCGCAGAGAGAGAAAAAGGCUAUCAUUCAGCCAAAUCUGUGAGAUCUCAUUCGUAAAUUGCAUAAUAUCGUGAUAAACUGGGAGGAAGAGCUAUAAAACCUCUCUUGAAUUUACUUAGGAUGGAUAUUCAUUAGAUAUUAAAAAAGUGUUUGUUGAGUAUCCUUCCAUAAAUUAACCAUAAAAAAGCUCCACAAAGUAGAAAAAAUGCCGCCGAGGACUUCAAGUAACACCAAAGUUUUUCGCAAAAAAAAAAAAACAAACCGAAACCCAACAUUAAGAGAACAUACUCUGAGAGAAAUAACACUUAGACAUGAGAUGGAAGUAGACUUUAGAGUGCUUUUAAGAACUCUCACGUAGGAAAAAAAUACAGAAAAUAAA